UGCAGGAUGCGGGUGGGACUCCGGUGCGCGGCGCAAAGGCACAAAGGCAGAGCUCAGUGAACGCGAACGAGGAGCCGGAUCUCGACGAGGAGCCGGAUCUCGAAAAGGAGCCGGCUGUUCAGAUGUACUCCUCCUCAUCUCCUGCAGCUGUUCAGAUGUACUCCUCCUCAUCUCCUGCAGCUGUUCAGAUGUACUCCUCCUCAUCUCCUGCAGCUGUUCAGAUGGACUCCUCCUCUUCUCCUGCAGCUGUUCACAUGCACCCCUUCUCGUCUCCUGCAGCUGUUCAGAUGGAGCGGUCCAGGUCUGAGUCCAGAGUGAAGGAGGAAACCCCCGAGAGUCGACAGAUUAAAGAGGAGGCAGAGGAGCUGAGCGUGAAACAGGAGGAAGAGCCGCUCCCGGAGUUCACCGCCGUGUGUGUGAAGAGCGAAGAGUCCUGUCAGACUGUUCAGACCUGGUCCAGCUCUGAGUCCAGAGCGACGGAGGAAACCCCCAAGAGUCGACAGAUUAAAGAGGAGGCAGAGGAGCAGAGCGUGAAACAGGAGGAAGAGCUGCUCCCGGAGUUUAUCACUGUGUGUGUGAAGAGUGAAGAGUCCUGUCAGACUGUUCAGACCUGGUCCAGCUCUGAGUCCAGAGUGAAGGAGGAAACCCCCGAGAGUCGACAGAUUAAAGAGGAGGCAGAGGAGCAGAGCGUGAAACAGGAGGAAGAGCUGCUCCCGGAGUUUAUCACUGUGUGUGUGAAGAGUGAAGAGUCCUGUCAGACUGUUCAGACCUGGUCCAGCCCCGAGUCCAGAGUGAAGGAGGAAACCCCCGAGAGUCCACAGAUUAAAGAGGAGGCAGAGGAGCAGAGCGUGGACCCGGAGGAAGAGCUGCUCCCGGAGUUCACCGACCCACAAACGGACUCACAAACCGACUGCUCCUCUGACACAGACGACGACGAAGACUGGGAGGCUCCGGCCGGCACUUCCACCGCGCACACGGAGACGGAGGAGCACGGAGAGCAUGACGAACAAACGCCGAGGAAACCAAAGGCAGAAGGAGAAGGCGGAGGAUCUGAGGAGAAGAAGAAGAGGAAAUAUGAGUGCGCCGUUUGUCACAAGUCUUACACCACAAAUCAAAACUUAAAAGUCCACACGAGAAGCCACACGGGCGAGAAACCUUACAGCUGUUCAGUUUGUAAGAAAUCGUUCGUCCAGAAAUGUCGAUUAAAGAAACACAGUAAGAUCCACACAGGGGAGAGACCUUACAGCUGUUCGAGAUGUAGCCAAACUUUUACGCAUAAGGGUGACGUCAAAAAGCACAUGAGGAGUCACACGGGCGAGAAACCUUUCAGCUGUUCGGUUUGCCACAAGACGUUUAUCCAGAGCGGAAACCUCAACGCACAUAUGAGGAUUCACACCGGCGAGAGACCUUACAGCUGUUCGACCUGCCAGAAGGAAUUUAAACAAAAGAACGAACUCAAGACUCACAUGAGAACUCACACGGGCGAAAAACCUUACAGCUGUACGGUCUGUGGGAAAGCGUACGUCAAAAAGAGAAGCCUGAACAUACACAUGAGGAGACACACCGGGGAGAGACCUUUCAGCUGCUCCGUGUGUCAGAAAAGCUUCGCGCUGAAGGAUUAUCUACACGUGCACAUGAGGAUUCACACCGGAGAGAAACCCUACAGCUGCUUGGUGUGUAAACGGGCGUUCGCGCUGUCGUCUCAACUCGCCGCACACAAGAGGACGCACACGGGACACAAGCCUUACAGCUGCUCAACCUGCGGGAAGACGUUCGCGCUGAACUCCGGUCUCAAAGUGCACACGAGGACGCACACGGGGGAGAGACCGUACGGCUGUUCGGUGUGCGAGAAAGCGUUUCCGUCGCACGCCAGCCUCAGCAAUCAUCAGAGGACGCACACGGGGGAGAGGCCUUACAGCUGUACAGUUUGUCCCAAGAAGUUCGGACAGUCGUGUCACCUGAAAACACACAUGAAAACCCACGGACUCUGAUCCUCAACACCGAAACCCUCUUUUUUUUUUUUUUUUAGACAAUCUCCUGUGAUUUUCCACGUUAAACGGUAGAACUUUCUUUUUAUUCCCACACACCACGAUGAUUUUAAAACUUUUCACGUUUAUUACCUACUGUAUUUUUCGGAGUUUAAGUCGCACCAGCCAAAAAAUGUGUAAUAAAGAAGAAAAAAACAUAUAAGUUGCAUUUUUAUCCAAUCCAAUCCACUUUAUUUCUGUCGCACAUUUCACAAACAAACUGUUUCCAAAGUGCUGCACAAAUACAUAAAAAAUAACAACAAUAAGAUGAUAAAGAAAACUACUAAAAUAAUACUAGUCUUAA
This is a messenger RNA of Boleophthalmus pectinirostris (great blue-spotted mudskipper), 2331 nucleotides long. RefSeq names its product zinc finger protein 260-like. The transcript is spliced from 5 exons. Gene Ontology annotation, molecular function: DNA-binding transcription activator activity, RNA polymerase II-specific; RNA polymerase II cis-regulatory region sequence-specific DNA binding. NCBI's taxonomy places the organism in Eukaryota, Metazoa, Chordata, Actinopteri, Gobiiformes, Gobiidae. Gene Ontology annotation, cellular component: nucleus. The record is from RefSeq and is a predicted model, not a curated record. The coding region runs from base 123 to 1991 and encodes 622 amino acids. Gene Ontology annotation, biological process: regulation of transcription by RNA polymerase II.